Molecule: messenger RNA, 2195 nt
Organism: Trematomus bernacchii (emerald rockcod)
Lineage: Eukaryota; Metazoa; Chordata; Actinopteri; Perciformes; Nototheniidae
Product: snake venom 5'-nucleotidase-like
Exons: 9
Coding region: 147-1886 (579 amino acids)
Biological process (GO): AMP catabolic process
Cellular component (GO): plasma membrane
Molecular function (GO): 5'-nucleotidase activity; nucleotide binding; metal ion binding
Source: RefSeq, a predicted model, not a curated record
CUCUUCCUCCUCCUCCCUCACUUUUUCCUCCUCCUCCCGGCAUGUGGUGUGUAUUUGUUUAAUCUCGACACCCUAAAGGCAGCAGAAGCAGCAGAAGAAAUAAAAACGUUCCCCUCCUUCCAGAGUUGUUUACGCGCGGCGGAGCGAUGUCAGCGGUUUGCCCGAAGAAGAGCGUCUUUUCUCGGCUACUUUUCCUCCUCUUCCUCCAGGACUCCUGCUGCUCGGCACUUGAACUCGUGCUCCUGCACACCAACGACGUGCACGCACGGGUGGAGGAGACCAGCGUGCACUCGGGCACGUGCGGCAGCGAGAGCAGCGCGUGUUUCGCCGGGGUCGCGCGCAGAGCCACGGAGGUCGCGCGGAUCCGGAGCACGGAGCGGCACGUGCUGCUUCUGGACGCCGGAGAUCAGUUCCAGGGGACGGUUUGGUUCAAUCACUACAAGGGGGCGGAGGCGGCGCACUUCAUGAACAAACUGAAGUACGAUGCUAUGGCUUUUGGGAACCAUGAGUUUGAUAACGGUUUGGAGGGUCUGAAGAAGCCGUUUAUGGAACAGAUUCUGUGUCCCAUCGUCAGCGCAAAUUUAAAAACGGACCCGAGUAUUGCGGCGACUUUUGGCAAAUCUUAUCUCCCGUAUAAAAUCCUGACGGUGGCGGGAGAACAGGUGGGAAUCGUGGGAUACGUCUCUCAGGAAACAUCAGCGCUGUCCAAACCAGGUCCUCUCCUGCUCUUCGAGGCGGAGAUUCCCGCUCUGCAGCUACAGGUCGAUAAGCUGCGGACGCUCGGGGUGAAUAAGAUCAUCGCUCUGGGUCACUCUGGGUUCACCGUGGACAAAGAGAUCGCCAGGAAGGUCAGAGGGGUGGACGUGGUGAUCGGAGGACACAGCAACACUUUCCUCUACACCGGAACCCAGCCCUCCACUGAAUUCCCAGCAGGAGAUUAUCCCUUCAUGGUGAAGUCAGACGACGGGCGGCAGGUUCCCGUGGUGCAGGCGUACGCUUUCGGGAAAUACCUGGGGUACCUGAAGGUGACGUUUAACGAGGCCGGGGACCUCCUGAAGGCAACAGGAAACCCCAUCCUGCUGGACGGCAGCGUGACACAGGAUCCGGAGUUUCUUGCCGAUGUGCAGGAGUGGAAGAAGAGUCUCGCAAACUUCUCCUCUCAGGUGGUCGGACAAACUCAGGUUUUCCUGAACGGCUCGGCGGAGGAAUGUCGCUUCAGAGAGUGCAACCUGGGAAACAUGAUCUGUGACGCCAUGGUGAACAACAACAUCCGGUUCUCCGACGGCCAGCAGUGGAACCACGUCAGCGCCUGCAUCUUCAACGGAGGCGGAGUCCGGACCUCCAUCGACGAGAGAACCAGGAACGGAUCGAUCACCAUGGAGGACCUGAUCUCCGUGCUUCCCUUCGGGGGAACCUUCGACCUGGUGCAGCUGAAGGGCUCCACGCUGUUCAAAGCCUUCGAACACUCAAUGAGGCGAUACGGACAAAGCACCGGGGAGUUCCUGCAGGUCUCAGGGUUUCGGGUGGAGUUCGACCUCUCGGGGUUACCCUCGUUGCUCCGGAGCCUCAGCAUCCUCUGCACCCGGUGCCGAGUCCCUCAGUACGAGGAGGUGGAGCCGCAGGGGGUCUACAAGGUGGUGCUGCCUGCGUACCUCGUAGAGGGAGGAGACGGGUUCUCCAUGUUCCCAAAAGAGAUUCUCAAACACGACAGCGGGGAUUUGGAUAUUUCCGUGUUGUCGGACUACAUCGGUCAGAAACAGAGAGUUUAUCCGUCUGUUGAAGGACGGAUCAAGAUCUUUAACUCGGCUCCGGGUCAAACUCCUCUGGUGUCUCUGGUGUCUCUGGUGUCUCUGCUGUGGACGCUCUGUGGGGACACGCUGGGAUGAGUGAACACAGAACACAGAGGAACAUGUUCAAGAUCUAAAAGGACUGAUGGAAGCUCCUCUUCGGACAGGACUGAAAAUACCACUUUCACAUAAAAAACAUUUUAUUCUUAGUAAUUAUUUAAAAACGACAUAUCCUGCUUAUAUCCAGAUUCAUAUUAGUGUCUCUACUUUAAAGAGUCCUCUCCUGCUGAUGUUCAGGUGUAUAUCAGUAUGUAGUGUCUCUACUUUAAAGGGCACCUAUCAUGCAAAAUGCACUUGUGUACGUCUUUUCUACAUGAAUAUGUGUCCCCGGUGUUCCAGGGAACUCAC